Molecule: messenger RNA, 1036 nt
Organism: Tinamus guttatus (white-throated tinamou)
Lineage: Eukaryota; Metazoa; Chordata; Aves; Tinamiformes; Tinamidae
Source: RefSeq, a predicted model, not a curated record
AUGUCCAAGAGGCCAGGGCGGCCUGGUGGCCCAGGAAAAUCAGAGGGGCACAAGGACCGGGGUGUCCUGGGGAGAGCUGGGGAUAGCCUGUUCUUAGCAAUUCAGAGUGUCUUUUCACUUAGGGCAUUCAUUGUUUGGCUGGCAAAUGGCGAAACUAUUCGUGUCUAUAAGAUGACCAAGAAGGAGGAUGGCAACUUCACGUUCACUGCAACAUCCGAGGACUUCCCAAAGAAGCACAAAGCUCCUGUCAUUAACAUAGGAAUUGCAGAGACAGGCAAGUUCAUCAUGACAGCGUCAAGUGACACUACCAUCCUGAUCUGGAACCUGAAGGGUGACGUUCUGGCCAGCAUUAACACCAAUCAGAUGAACAACGCCCACGCAGCCGUGUCACCCUGCGGGAGGUUUGUGGCAUCCUGUGGCUUCACCCCUGAUGUGAAGGUGUGGGAGGUGUGUUUUAGCAAGGGCGGAGACUUUCGGGAGGUGACCCGGGCUUUUGAGCUGAAAGGCCAUGCAGCUGGCGUGCAUUCCUUCUCCUUCUCUAAUGACUCCAGGCGGAUGGCAACUGUUUCAAAGGAUGGGACGUGGAAGUUCUGGGACACGGAUGUGGAAUAUAAGAAGCAGCAAGAUCCAUACCUGCUUCUGACCGGAAAGUGUGAGGUGACGGAGCCAUGUCGCAUUGCCCUGUCCCCUGAUGCUCGAGUCGUGGCCAUCUCCAGUGGCACCAACAUUGUUGUGUACAACACCCGGAGAGGAGAAGAGGAGGAGCGCUUUGUCGGUGUCCAUGGACAGUGCAUCACGGACUUAGCCUUUGACAUCAACAGCCGCUACCUGGUGUCGAGCGGGGAUCGGGCCAUCCGGGUGUUCCACAACAGUGCCGGUUAUCGGGCAGUGGUGGAGGAGAUGGAGGGCAUGCUGAGAAAAACUGCUAACAAAGCCACUCGCGAGAGGUUAGAGCAGCAGAUCUCCAACGCCCAGAAAGCGCUGGCCGCGAUCUACGGCAGGAAGCACUAGCCCUCUUUCUCCGCAGUGGCACACU